AUCUACUUCUCUCUUUCAGCCAAACAGACCUCAAGUCAAACCAGUCCAGGGUCUAACUUAAACUUCCAACUACAGUGAAAAUGCCGGCUGAUUAUAAUGGACGCUGGGAGAUGGUGAAAAAUGAGAACUUUGAAGAGGUUAUGAAGGCCCUGGACAUUGACUUUGCCACCAGAAAGAUCGCCGCCCACCUUCACCAGACCAAAGUGAUUGUCCAAAAUGGAGACAAGUUUGAGACAAAGACGCUGAGCACCUUCAGGAAUUAUGAAGUGAAUUUCACGAUCGGAGUGGAGUUUGAGGAGCACACCAAGGCCCUGGACAACAGGAAAGUCAUGACUCUGGUUACCUGGGACGGGGACAAGCUGAUCUGUGUCCAAAAGGGAGAGAAGGAGAACCGCGGCUGGAAGCACUGGAUCGAAGAUGACAUGCUGCAUCUGGAAAUCUUUGCAGAGGGCAAGGUCUGCCAUCAAGUCUUCAAGAAAGCAUGAUAAAUCAACAACUCUGCACGCGUGACCAUUUCUAUUUAUACUGCACUUUAAUAAAGAAUUGUAAACACA
Periophthalmus magnuspinnatus is the source of this 554-nucleotide messenger RNA. Its product is annotated as retinol-binding protein 2-like. Gene Ontology annotation, cellular component: nucleus; cytosol. NCBI's taxonomy places the organism in Eukaryota, Metazoa, Chordata, Actinopteri, Gobiiformes, Gobiidae. Gene Ontology annotation, biological process: fatty acid transport. The record is from RefSeq and is a predicted model, not a curated record. The coding region runs from base 81 to 485 and encodes 134 amino acids. Gene Ontology annotation, molecular function: fatty acid binding. The transcript is spliced from 4 exons.